Messenger RNA from Drosophila elegans, 9738 nucleotides. It is a transcript of the gene trio, whose product is annotated as triple functional domain protein. Gene Ontology annotation, cellular component: cytoplasm. Bases 881 to 7672 code for a protein of 2263 amino acids. NCBI's taxonomy places the organism in Eukaryota, Metazoa, Arthropoda, Insecta, Diptera, Drosophilidae. The transcript has 16 exons. Gene Ontology annotation, molecular function: protein binding; guanyl-nucleotide exchange factor activity. The record is from RefSeq and is a predicted model, not a curated record. Gene Ontology annotation, biological process: axon guidance; intracellular signal transduction.
CAGUGGAAUACAAAUGCAGCGCGAGUGAAAAAAAUCAAUUUGGUGGCACAAGCAGUGGCAAGAAGAAGAGUCAAGACGCAGAGACUUGCGGAUGAUGUGAUGAUACAGAUUAUAUAUAUAUACACAAGCUAUAUAUACAUCCCUAUGUGUGUGUUCAUCUGUUCGGUCUGGAGUUUGUGUUAUAAUUAAGGCAAUUAAAAGCGAAAAAAAACGUGGAUUUUUGCCCAGUGUGUGUGUGUGUUUAAAAAUAAGAACGAAGUUUGCUAAUAAGUAUGCCUGCGAGUCUUAUUUAAUGGUUUUAGGUUUGCUUGUGAUUUAUGACAUUUAACGGGAGUACAUAUGUGUAUAUACCAUAUAUGCACCCCCACCCCCUAUGUGUAUGUGUGUGUGUUUGUCUGUUUGUAUCUCCCUCUCACUCUGACACCCACUAAAACGCGAGGGUGACUGAAGAAAAAAACUCCACUUUUCUGUUCAAAACGAAAAAAAAGAAAUCAAAAGAAAUUGCUUAGAUAUAUGCAAAUAAUGUGCAAAAUAUAUAAUAUAUAACGAUUGCUAAUAUAUAUCUUCACCUACCCAUUCGUUUUCCAUCCAUGUCCACCCACACAAACAAACAAACAAACAAACCGCAACAACAAAACAACAAAAGAGUGACCAUGAAAAUGCCAGCGAGAAAUUCGCGAAAAUCAAUGAAUAAAAGCCAAAAAGCAACAACAUCGAGCAGCGGAUCAUAAUAAUAACUAAUAAUACUGUUAGCCAAGUGAAAUUCGAGGCUGGAAUUCGUUAUGCUGCAGUGCCCAGCGUUGGAUUAAAAACAUAAUCGGGUGGAGAUCCAGUGUUUAACCCUCGUGUUCGUCGUCCCGCUUAACCCCCUGUUGCCAGAAUGGACGGGCAGAGGGCCAGGGAUCUGCUGACCCUUUUGCAGGAACGCGUCGUCUUCUUAACCGGCGGGCGGGAUCGAAGGGGCGGUCCGCUCCUCUGCUUCCCGGCCACGCCCCGUCGGGAUCGACUGAAGCCGGAGGAUCUGCGGCGACUCCUCAGCUACCUGAUCAGCAUUCCCAGCGACGCCGCCAAGAACCUCGGAUUCACAGUCAUCAUUGACAUGCGCGGCAAUGGCAACUGCUCGACCAACGUGAAGACGAUACUGAAGGUGCUGCAGGAACACUUUAGCGCCAAUAUCCACAACGUGGUGAUCAUAAAGCCGGACAAUUUCUGGCAAAAGCAGCGUGCCUCGAUCUCCUCGCACAAGUACAAGUUCGAGACGACGACGGUGUCGAUAGAGUCGCUCAAUAAAAUAGCGGAAAGUCAUCAAUUAACCGGCGAUUUUGAGGGCCAACAGCUGUACGAUCACCAGCAGUGGACGGAUGCCCGGCUGGCCAUCGAGGAUUUCUUCUGGCAGGCCGGAGACAUGGCCGAUCGGAUCGACGAUCUGCAGGAGGACCUCAAUCGCAACGACUUUGCCGAGGACGUAGCGCUGGCCCAGCACGCCAUCGAGCAUCACAAAGAGAUGCGCAAGAAGAUCACAAAGCUGCCCAUCGAGGACCUCGACAUGCAGGGCAAGAAGCUGCUGGCCAAGAUCAACGCGGUGGCACCGCCAGGCGGUCAGCCCCCAGCCGGUUCCGGAGGUUCGGAUAUGGACUCGGGCACUUCCUCCGCCGGCCAGCAAUCUCAGCCGUCGCAGCAAUCGCGUUCGGUGAGCGGCAAUCCGGACAUGUCGGCUGCCGUGAACAAAGCCCUGCGGCAGAUCGACCUCAUCCACACGGGUCAGGAGAAGCUGCUGAUGCUGUGGCAGCACAAGAAGGUGAAACUCGACCAGUGCUUCCAGUGGCGCCUGUUCGAACAGGACUGCGAGAAGAUGUUCGACUGGAUCCUGCACAACCGCGAUGUGUUCCAGAUGAGCUACGUGGAGAUUGGCCACAAUUACUCGGUGGCCAAGUCUCUGCAGGAUGAGCACCAGAAGUUUGCCGUGGCCUCGAUGAACGUGUCCGUGAAUAUCGAUCGGAUUUUGGCGGUGGCAGCUCGACUCAUCGAAAAUCAGCACUAUGCAGCGCAGCAUAUUAAGACGCUGGCUCAGCGAUUGGACCGCACCUGGAAGGACUUUGCAGCGGGCCUGGAUGAGCGAACUGCUGUCCUGCAACUUAGUGUUCUGUUCCACCACAAGGCGGAGCAGUAUUGCAACAGCGUGGCCAGCUGGGCAGCCGCUUGUCAGGCCUCCCAGCCUCUGCCCUCGGAUAUCCAGAGCCUGGAAACGGCCAUCCGGACACACCAAUCGCUGUACGAGGCCAUGUGCCAGGCCUACACGGAGGUUCACUCGACCAGCAAGAAGCUGCUCUAUCAGUUAGACCACCUGGUGCAGGUCUGCAAUCAACCGCCGCCGCCGGGCGUACCCGAUCAUCGAAAGAAUGGUAACGGUGGCAGUUUUAACAAGUACGAGCGACAGAAUCCGGCAGCGGAUUACAGCGAAGGCGCCAGUCAUGUGCUGGCUGUGAUUCACCAGAUUCUGGGACACCAUCGCACCCUGGAGGCCAAGUGGCAUCAGGAAAGGUUGCGACUGCAUCAGACCCUAGCUCUAAGGCUCUUCCAAGAGGAUGUGAAGCAGGUCCUGGAUUGGCUGAAAAACCAUGGCGAAGUUUUCCUGAGAAAAAACACGGGUAUAGGCAGAAAUUUCCACAAGGCCAGGGUGUAUCAGACCUCGCACGAUAACUUCGAGAAUGUAGCGCAAAACACGUAUAGUAAUGCCCAGAAAUUGUUGGCAGCUGCCGACGAACUGGCCCGCAAUGGCGAAGCCGAUCCCAAUGAGAUAUAUUCUGUGGCCAGGGAGCUGGAAAUGCAGGUGGGCAGCUUUGCGGAGCGGGUGGAGCAGAGGAGGCGCCGCCUGGAGAUGGCUGUUAUUUUCUAUACACAUGAAAAGGAUGUGACCGCCUGGAUAGACAAGCUGCGGACGGAUGUGAGCACGGAUGAGACGCGUCUCUCGCAGGAGAACCUCGAGGGCAUUGAACGCAUAUUGCAGCAGUAUCAGAGGGAUCAGCAGGAGAGCUCCGUGAAUGUGUGCCUGACCACCAUUGCCCAAGGCGAAGCUCUGCUGCAGGAGAUGCGAUCCCUGGAGUAUGCCGACAAUACGGGUUCCAUUGCCGCUCUGGAGGCCACCCUCGAGAAGUUGAGCAAACAGAAACUGGAGCUGGAGGAGCUCUGGUCCGCCCGAAAGUUCCGCGCCGAUCUCAUCCUGCGUUUGCGCUAUUUCGAGCGGGACGCCAUGGAGCUGUCCUCGCAGCUGGAGAUCUGGUCCGAGGAACUGCAGCAUGCCGAUCUGUCGCGGGACUACAAGAAGGCCGAACAGCUCAUACGCAUGCACAACGAAUCGGUGACGGACAUACAGAAUAACACCUACGAGGUACUGCAGCAGGGUCAGGACCUGCUGCAGCUCUUCGAAAACGCUGGCUUCAUCUCCAUGGCGGAUGCCACGCACACGGCUCAGGCUAGGAUUGAGUAUCUGCUGGACUUCUUGCGGGAAAGGGAGAUCGAUCUGGAGGAGAUGUCCGAGGCGAAGCGGGCCAAGCUCGAGCAAGCGGUGCAGCUGUGUCAAUUCCAGAACGAUGCCAACCAGGUGAUUUCGUGGAUCCGCAAUGGAGAGGCCAUGCUGAUAGCCAGCUUCGUCACGCCGAACAGUUUGCAGGAGGCGGAGCAGCUGCGCAAGGGACAUGAGCAGUUCCAGAUUGCCAUUGAAAAGACGCACACUUCGGCGGUGCAGGUGAAGUACCGAGCGGAUGCCCUGAUCAAUGCCAACCACUACGAUCCGCAGUCCAUAAGGGAGAUCAGCGACGAUGUGACGAAGAAGUGGCAGCAGCUGGUGACCUACGCAGAGGAACGCCACAAACUGGUGACCGCCUCCAUAAACUUCUACAAGACGGCCGAGCAGGUGUGCUCCGUGUUGGACAGCUUGGAGCGGGAGUACAAGCGCGAGGAUGACUGGUGUGGCGGUGGUGGCGGCAGCGACAAGGCCCAGACCAUCGUCCAGCUGAUCUCGAAGCAUCAGGAGCAGAAGGAGGCCUUCCUCAAGGCCUGCACCUUGGCGCGUCGCACGGCGGAGACCUUCCUCAAGUAUGCCAACCGAUCGCAGCAGUGCUAUCAGUACAAGGGAAACUGUGAGGCCCAUGUGAAGAGCAAACUGGACAAGCUAUUGACUCAGGAGAAUCAAGUGCUCGACUACUGGACGCUGCGCAAGAAAUCGCUGGAUCAGUGUCAGCAGUUUGUGCUCUUCGAGAGGAGUGCCAAGCAGGCAAUCGAGUGGAUUCACAAUACGGGAGAGGCAUACCUCUCCUCGCGAUCCAAUUUGGUGGGCAUAAGCAAGGAGGAAACGGAGGGAUUGCUCAAGGAGCACAACGAAUUCCGGAGCACUGCCAAGGAGACGCGUGAGAGGGUUAAGCUGCUGAUCCAACUGGCCGAUAGCCUGGUGGAGAAGGGUCAUGCCCAUGCCAGCGAUAUCAAGCAAUGGGUGGCCUCGGUGGAUCAGCGAUACAAGGAUUUCAGCAACCGCAUGGACAGCUACUGCGAGCAGUUGGAGAAAUCGCUGGGCAUGUCCCAGCAGCAGUUACUUUUGGCCUCCGAUGGCAACAGCUCGAUGAGUUCCUCCUCGGGCGUCAGCAGCGGCGAUCGCCACUCGGAUCCCACGCUGGAGGCCAAGCUGAACAGCAGCAACAAGGAGUGCAAGGAAAUCAACGAGGAGAAGCGCAAGUCGGCGCGAAGGAAAGAGUUCAUCAUGGCGGAACUGAUGCAAACGGAACGGGCCUAUGUCAAUGACCUGGCCACCUGCAUCAAGUGCUUCCUGGAGGAGUUCAGGGCGGGUAGAAAUGUGCCGCCCGCACUCAUUGGCCAGGAAGAUGUGAUAUUUGGCAAUAUCAGGGAAAUACACCACUUCCAUCAGAAGAUUUUCCUGCGAGAGCUAGAGAAGUACGAGACAAUGCCGGAGGAUGUGGGCCAUUGCUUUGUGACCUGGGCCUCCAAGUUCGACAUGUAUGUGCACUACUGCAAGAACAAGCCGACAUCGAAUAAUCUGCUGGUCCAGCACGGCGGCAGCUUCUUUGAGGAGCUGCAGCGACGCCUGGAGGUGGAUCACCCGCUGCCCGCCUAUCUCAUCAAACCGGUGCAGCGGAUCACCAAAUACCAGCUGUUACUUAAGGAUCUGCUCUCCUGCUGCGAGGAGAGCCAUGGCGAGAUCAAGGAGGGCCUCGAGGUAAUGCUCAAUGUUCCCAAGAAGGCCAACGAUGCCAUGCAUCUGUCGCUGCUGGAAAACUGUGAUGUGUCCGUGGACAAACUGGGCGAAGUGGUGCUGCAGGAUGCCUUCCAAGCCUGGGACACGAAGCAAAUCAUCCGCAAGGGCCGGGAGCGGCGUGUGUUCCUGUUCGAGAUGUAUCUGCUGUUCGCCAAGGAGGUCAAGGAUUACAGCGUAGUCAAGUACCAGUUCAAAAGCAAGCUGAUGACCACUGACAUGGGCAUCACGGAGCACAUCGAAGGCGAUGAGACCAAGUUUGCCGUGUGGACGGGUCGUUCACCCAUGCUCUCGGAUUGCAGGAUCGUUUUGAAGGCAACGAGCUUGGAAACCAAGCAGAUCUGGGUGAAGAAGCUGCGCGAAGUGAUGCAGGAGACGUGCUUCUCGGGCACCUCGUUGACCCUGCCCAAGUCACCAGCCAAACAUUCGGGCUCCUCGCAAAGAUCCUCUCGGGAUUUGGACGAACAGCUCACAGAGAACGAUCAUGAUCGCUGCUCUCUGGCUAGUUUCGGUUCGGGUAAUACCACAGAUAGUGAUAAUAAGCUGGGCAACCAGGAGGCCACAUGGGUGGUAGCGGACUACAUCGCCAGCUCGGGCACCAAUGAGCUGAGCGUGAGCAAGGGCCAGCAGGUGGAGAUUAUAGAGCCGCCCACCGCCGGCGAGCCGGACUUCUGCCUGGUGCGCCUGAAUCCACAGCACGACGAUGCCGCCGUGCAGGAAGGACUCGUCCCAGUCUCAGUGCUCAAACCGCCACCGGGCGCUCACAAACACGCUUCCGGAUCCGGAGCGAAUGCAGGUGGAGCAGCGGGCUCACAGAAAUCCGACAUGCAGGAUCAGGGCAAUCGCAACAAGGCGGAUGCCCUUUCAUCGUCCACUAAACGUCGCGGUUUUACUGGGCGCAACUGGCUGCCGCUGAUCAAUCGCAAGGGAGGAGACAAGCCGCCAAAUAGCAAACCGCUGGUGAAGAAGCCCUCGGAGAAAAACCUGAGAACACCGCAGAAGCACGCCGAGGAGCUGGCCGAGCAGCAGAAUCAGCAGCCAGGUGGCAGUCCCGCCACCUUGGUGCCAUCAUCGCAAUUCCCCAGUUCCACUCAACAUCCAGGCGGGGACUAUGAGCCGGACGAGGAGGCCGGUCUGGAGCUGCCGCCGCCCAUGAAGCCCAUUCAGGAGCCGCACCUGAUUGCCAACGGACCGCCCGCAUUUACCAAGGACGCCAAGGAGAGCUCGGCCAAUUUGGCCAACACCGGCAAAAUGGACAACAAUCCAUUAUCGGAAAUAGAGGAAAUUGUGAAGACGACAACGGAACAACACGAGUCCAACAGUCGCGUGGAUGGAAGCGGAGGAGCUGAGAAUGCCAGCACCAAUGGCCAUGGACGCUCCCAUGACAACAAUGAAGAGGGCCAGUCAAAGGGUUCGGAUAAAGCUGGUGCCCUCAAGAAGCGACAAUGCGUCUUUGCGGAGCUAGUGUCCACGGAGGAGUCGUAUGUACAGGAUCUCCGUCAGAUUGUCGAUGGUUACAUGACAGAGAUCAACAACACGAACAGUGAUAUACCCAUGCCUGAAGAUUUGAAGGGAGGCAAAAUGAAGUUGGUCUUUAACAACAUCAAAGACAUCUACGAGUGGCAUAGGGACUAUUUUCUGAGGGCCCUGCGCACCUGCCAAAAAUCACCAGCGGAUCUGGGUCCACUUAUUGCGCGCUCGGCCACCAAGUUCGCCCUGUACUACACCUAUUGCAGCAAUAAGCCGCUGUCAGAAUAUAUAGUCAGUGCCCAUUAUCAGUAUUUCGAUUGCAUACGCCAGAAGCUGGGACAUCGCCUGGAUCUGAGCAACCUGAUCAUCAAGCCGGUGCAGCGCAUCACCAAAUACGAGCUGCUGAUCAAGGAGAUCAUCAAGGCCACGGAGGGAGCCGGCUUGUACAAGGAGGUGCCCAUGCUGCAGGAGGCCUACCAGCAGAUGAAGGUGGUGGUCAAGACGGUCAACGACAUGAUGGUGGUGCUGCGCAGCCUGCAGGACUUUGAGGGGGAGAUCACCGCGCAGGGCAGUCUGCUGAUGCAGGGACCCAUGAACUGCCUGGUGGAUGCGGCGCAAAAGCACCGCGAGCUGCAGGUGUUCCUCUUCCAGCAGAUCAUCAUCUUUGCCGACAUUGAGAAGGCCAAGAAUCAGUUCACCAGCCCCACAUUCAAAUACCGAUCGCACAUACAGCUCAAUCACAUGCAAAUGAAGGAACUGGGCGACUGCCGCUUUCAAAUCAGGUCAACGGACCCCAAAAUUCCGGAGAUGACGAUCAUCUGCCAGGCGGCCUCGCAGGACAACUACGCCGGAUGGCGCGACAUGCUGAACCAGAUCCUGCAACAGCAGAACGACCUGAUCUUCAUGCUCUCCAAUCCCCUGUCGACCAAAAACAAGUGAACGCCCUCUGAGGAAGAAUUCCAAUUCCAAAUGAAAGUGCGCAAAAUGCUUGAAAGCAAGCGAGCAGCAAAUGAUAUUGUAAUGUGUUUUGGGCAAAGGGUUUUCCUUUUCGCCACCCAAGUGAGCAUUGGACUCGCACUGCUGUUCACUGAUCGUUUUGCUCACACCCAGAUACACACGCAUACUCAAUCCUAAUUUGUAUGUAACUUGUAAUUGUAAUUUAUUUAUUUGUCAUCGCCUGCGUUUCCGUUCAGUCAAUUUUUUUAGUUCCCAAUUUGAGCCGCCUUUCUGUUCUGUAUUUUUCUGCUUUUUGUUUCCGGAUUUGUGUAUAUGAAUCGCAAAGUAUUAUUUGCUCGACAUUGUGUGCAUUUUUAACUUAAUUAGACUCCUUUGCUGUUAGUUUAAGUUUUCCACAUUUGAUUUCAUAACGAACGACAGUCGAGAACUACUCAGAAUCAAAAGCAAUUUACCUUUUCGUUUCGUAUUUGUAUUCGCAUUGAACGCAGAGUAAGAGUAUAACUAUUAUAGCCUUAGUUCGAUACCUAGUUUUAGUUUAACUGCUAAAUGUUAAUUAUAGUUUAAACUUAUGAUAAUGAUUUAUGAUUUGCUUUGGAUAACUAAAGCAGAGAUUCGUGUAAUGGCACUAAUUCGAGUGCGGCAACUUCGUGAAAAUAUUUUUAAGCUUAACUUUAGUUUACGAAUGCAAUGCAAAGCGUAUUUGUACUUUAUGUUUUACAAAUAAAAUAUGUAAGCUUUAAACGUAAUCAAAACAAACCCAGAAAGAAUAAGUUUUUAACUAUCCUAAUUUUUAGUAAUGCCCAAAAUAAAUCAAAAGCCUACUCAGUUGUAUUUUGAUUUUGAUUUUAGCAACUUUUGUUCUAUUUUCAGUUAUUCUUUUCACCAGAAAAACAAAGAGAAACACAAAACAUAUAGAUUAAGCAGUCAUCAAAAAUGGAACCCUAAUACCUUAAAACUAGCACUUAAGCGAAAGCAACCUGUAUACCCAAUAUCCAGUUUUUCAAAGCAUAUUUCUCUUCGGUGUCUGUGCGUUUAUGUUAGUUGGUAGUCAGGAGACAGUAAGGAUAAUGUACAGUGUAGGAUACGAGGAUAAGUCAGAGUCAUUCAAGCUACAAGUAAGUGUCGCUCGCAAAAGCAAAAGUACUCAACCAGGACCAGGAUUUGAUUAAACGAAUAAUUGUAAAAAACACGAGACAAAGUUACUAAGCGGUUGUUCACACACACACACACACCCACACACACAUACGAUACUUUGGAAUCGAUUUUGUCUCUGAAAGCAACCAAACACACGGAUUCACCGGCUACAGUCUGGAACAUGAAUAUGAAUGCAAUUUGAAUAUAUCAAUGCGAGAAUAACAAUAAUGAUUUAGCAUAGCUAAAUGUAGGAAGCGAACAUGAAAUGUAUUUUUUUACAAAAAUUGUGAAACGAACCUCCGGCUUAAUUCGUAAUUAAUUGUUAAAGUCGCGACGAUGGAUCGGAUCGUAGGAUCGAUGGAUCGGAUGACAAGCAAACGCACAGUGAGAGGAACUCAAAUGGCCACAACAUUUUCUACAUUUUUGCACUUUACUCGUAGAGCUACUCAACUCACAGUCGAUCGAUCGCAACAUGUAACAUACUGAAUUCUUUUCGAUUAUAUUAAUGGCACUUACCGAUUAACUAAUUGUUGUACUUAAACCCCCAGUCGAAAUUCUAGAUAAUUGUGGUAAUUGAAAUGUGUGUGUUUUAGUUUAUCUAAUUACUCUAACUAAUCUAAUUAUUACUUACAAAUACGACAUUAUGUACGCCAGUGCAAUGCGAACAGCAUGAAGUAAACGUGUUAAUCUGUGUUUUAGCCAAGUAAGCAGGCAAGCUAGUCGGGCCCUCGUGGCUUUUCCCCCGGGAAAACGUUUGGAAAAUGCCAGUCGAGAUCAACAGUUGACCCCGGCGGUGGCUGAAAAUAUAAAUAUAUCCAGAAACUAAUAUGCAAAUUGUAUGUAACCAACAAAGCAUGUAAUCUGAAAUUUUCAAAGUGAAUAAUAAUAAAGCAAAAGUAGCUGAAUAAACUUAA